Paramecium tetraurelia is the source of this 573-nucleotide messenger RNA. RefSeq lists its product as uncharacterized. The transcript is spliced from 3 exons. NCBI's taxonomy places the organism in Eukaryota, Ciliophora, Oligohymenophorea, Peniculida, Parameciidae. The record is from RefSeq and is a predicted model, not a curated record.
AUGAAAAAGAAAUCAAAAAAGCAUCAUAAGAAAAAGCGUCAUUCAUCAUCUUCAUCUUCCUCAUCACAAUCAUCCAAAUCUCAUUCCAGAUCGAGAUCCCGAUCAGAUUCAAAAUCUAAAUCCAAAUCUGAAAAAUCCAAAUCAAAUAAAUUUAACAAAGAAAAGACAAUUGAUCCCCCAAAUCAAGAUCAAUUUACGCGACCUUACAAAGUAAAUAAAUUUGCUCUUGGAUCCAUGCUUUUUGAAAAUCGAAGAACAAAUGAUAGAAUGGACAAAAGUGAAGUUUAAACUGCCAAUACUUAAUUGAAGAAAAUAGAUAAAUCAGGAAGAGACGCUGUGCUAUUAUCUGCUGCAAUAAAUACAGUUUAACAGGACGAUAAAAGAGAAGAAUACCAAGUUGAAUUAGUAAAUGGGUAGUAUGUUAAGAUAGCCAAACCAUAUAUCUGUGGGUUCAGUAAUUGUUAAAUGAGAUUUGUUACAACAGAAGAAUUAACAAAACAUUUAAGAGAACAUGACAGAGUAUAAACAUUGAAAAAUUCCCAAAGAGCUUAAAAGUUUAUGGAAAACUUAUGA